UCUAUUAUCCCAACAUUCGUAAACAGGUAGGUUUUGAAGGGUAGAUCGCAGCAUACUUCCUUCCGUAAGCAUCAUCGGUGCCAUCUAUUUCAAGGCUGAAGAAAGGUUCCAGCACGCUAACCAACUACCAUUCAGACCACCACCGUCAACCACCUUUCACAGCAUCAAACGUAUAUAAAAGCAAGCUUCGCAAGCUCCUCGUCCAAAUAGGGCUUCCCACACGAUGAAGGCCACUCUUGCUCUCCUCCUCUGCUUCUCAGCGGUAGCCCUCGUUUGGUGCCGUCUUCCCAGCGAAUACGCCAUCGUUGGGUACGAGCCUGGUCCUAAUGCAACGGAACGCAGCUACGAGCUCUUCGAGCAGUGGUGCAGGGCGCAUGGCAAGGUGUACAUGCAUCCAGCCGAGAAGGCUCGGAGGUUCGAGUACUUUCUCGCGAACCUCCGGUACGUCUUCGAUAGGAACUCGAGGCGAUCAUCUUCGUCAUCGAGCCACGGCCAUGCAGUGGGUCUCAAUAGGUUUGCUGAUCUGAGCAACGAGGAGUUCAAGGCCGCGUAUAUGAGCAAGAUAGGUAGGAAAAGAGAAGUAGAAAUGAGCAGGGGAGGGGACAUGGAGAAGACACGGGAGAGCUGCGACGCACCUGCCUCGUUAGAUUGGAGGAAGAAGGGAGUCGUGACGGCAGUUAAAGAUCAAGGAUAUUGUGGCAGCUGCUGGGCAUUUUCUUCAACAGGGGCAAUGGAAGGGAUAAAUGCAAUCACUACAGGAGACCUUAUCAGCCUCUCUGAACAAGAACUGAUUGACUGUGAUAAAACAAAUGCAGGCUGUCAGGGAGGUUAUAUGGAUUAUGCAUUUGAGUGGGUCGUAAAAAAUAAGGGAAUAGACACGGAGUCAAAUUAUCCUUACACAGGCCAGAAUGAAGCAUGUAACACCAUAAAGGAGAAAAUAAAAGCGGUGACAAUUGACGGAUACCAAGAUGUGACUCCAAAUGAAGAUGCUCUCCUCUGUGCUGUUCUUAAACAGCCUAUCAGUGUGGGUAUAGUUGGUUCAUCACUGGAUUUUCAACUAUAUGCAGGAGGAAUAUAUGAUGGAGAUUGCUCCAGCAAUCCUGAUGAUAUUGACCAUGCAGUACUGAUUGUUGGAUAUGGAUCACAAGGCGAUGUUGACUAUUGGAUUGUGAAAAAUUCAUGGGGAACAACCUGGGGAAUGCAAGGAUACAUAUACAUCAGGAUGAACACAGGAUUACCUUAUGGUGUUUGUGCCAUAAAUGCAAUGGCUUCUUAUCCAACCAAACAAUCCACUUCUCCACCCCCGUUUCCGACACCUGCUGUGCCACCACCACCGCCUCUGCCGCCUCCACCUAGCCCUUCACCGGUUGUGUGCGGAGAUAUGUCAUACUGCUCAUCUGGAGAAACUUGCUGCUGCAUAUAUGAAUAUUUCGGGUAUUGCCUACUCUAUGGUUGCUGUUCUUAUGAGAAUGCAGUAUGCUGCACUGGGACUGAUUACUGCUGUCCUCAAGACUAUCCCAUUUGUGGUGUACUUGGAAUCUGCCUCCAGAGCAAUGGGAAUGUCAUGGGUGUAGCAGCAAAGAAAUUAAAACUUGCCAAGCACAAGUUACCAUGGACAAAGUUUGAAGAGGCAGCCAGCUUUUAGCCUUUGGUGCGGAGUAAGGUUGCACUUAAAAUUUCAAGUUGAAGGCCAGAUGAAUGGAAGAGAAAUGGACCAGAAGCUUUAAGUUGAAUACUGUUGGAUUCGUCUAUGCAUGGAGAAUAAAAUAUGAUUUUCAUAA
This is a messenger RNA of Musa acuminata AAA Group (dessert banana), 1781 nucleotides long. Its product is annotated as cysteine protease XCP1-like. Lineage: Eukaryota; Viridiplantae; Streptophyta; Magnoliopsida; Zingiberales; Musaceae. The record is from RefSeq and is a predicted model, not a curated record. Gene Ontology annotation, molecular function: cysteine-type endopeptidase activity. The transcript is spliced from 5 exons. Bases 224 to 1645 code for a protein of 473 amino acids. Gene Ontology annotation, cellular component: lysosome.